CCUCCACCGGCCAAUGGCGGGCGGCGGGCGGGUGGGGGGCGUGGCUGCGGCGGGCGCUGGGUGUCAUUGAUUAGAUCGGCUCGGAGGGGGACGCGCAGCGCGCGAGCGGCCCGGCCGGGCGGGAGGGAUGCGGGAUCUCGCCGCCGCGCCCCGCAGCGCCACCAGCCCCCCCACGGCCGCUCCCGGCUCCGCGUGGGAAAGGAAGGGGGGCGCGACACCCCCGAACUCGCCCAAAGCGCUGCGAGGGUGAGGACUUGGCUCCGCUGCGCGGUCCCCGAGCGCCCCGGGGACUCGCCGACCCGAGGAUGCAUGUCGGGAGGGGUGUGUGUGGAUGAGGACAACCCCCCGCCGUCACCUCCGCCCCGGCCCUGCCGAGCCGCCCCGCGAGGGUCUCCCCUCCCCGAGGGGCAGGUCCCGAGUGCGGGAGUAUCUCCCGCCUGCCCGCGGGGCCGCGGCGCGGGGCAGCCCCGGGUGAGGGGCCGGGGGCCGCAGCAGCAUUCUCCGCUCCUCUCCCCGCCCGAAGCGGCGCGGCAGGAGGCUCCCGGCCGGGGGCGGUGGUUGCGGGGGGAGGACCGAGGCUGGAAAGGUGCGUGCUCGGAUUGCCGGAGCGCCGGUCUCGACCCGCGCGUACCGACAUGAAGCUGCCAUUUGUGACCAGCGUAUGAUUUAUUCCGCUGAUCUGUUCUGCUGCCAUUGGACACUGUGAAUACAGAGCACAUCAAGAAUUGUGUGAAACCUGACUACAAAGUUAUGCAGCUUCUCAGGUGGUAAAAAAAUGGGAAGGAGAAAGCAAGGAAAUGAUCAUUACAGUUUAAACUACAAAGAAGAUAGAAGGAAUGUCAGCAGGGUCGGGAUGAAGCUAGUGCCAUAUGUGGAACCAACCAGUGCAUCCAAAACAUUUUUGCAACAGUGAUGAAUACCCUGGCUAUGUGGAGAUUACAGUACAGAGAGAAGUUCCCAUGAGGGUAAAUUGGAGAAGACUGUAUGCUGGGAAAGAAGCUCCAUCAGAGAAAAGUUGCCUGGGGCGCUGCAACUACUGAGAUGGAGCAAAGCUAUCACCCUUGCUGGACUCAAUGGCUGUGUACAUAUGGUGCUGCACUUGGGAACUUUGAACUGUCUGUGGCAUUGUCUUUAGAGGCCAGCACAUGGAAAUUUUCUUUUAUCUGAAGAAGAAGACACAGAGAUGGUACUUACAACAAAGUCUGUGGGAAGAUCCACCAAGAUCUGCUGGAGAAAGAAUCUCAGCAAAAAAACAGACAAUAGGGAAAUGCUUCUCUCUGCUUUUGCUGGCCAGUUUGCAUGUAAAAUUCACAUAGAGAGACACUGCAUGUAAAUAAGGCAAGGGACAUACAUUUACUGCAGAAGUUAGUUUGUCUCUUGAUGUUGCCUCUGUAGCAUCUCAUCAUGACUGUGUGCCAAAUAGCUCCUGGCAGAUGCUCAGCUCAGUGAGCCUACAUUCCUUACCAGCUACAGUUUAGCAAAUACUUGGAAGAGACAAAGUCAGACUGUGAAGCUAUUGAUUCAGAAGGGAUCUUGCUUCAGAGGUAGAUGAUGAUUCCAUUAAGAAAGCAGAUGACAGCUACAGGUUCAAACAAGCAAAGGCAGUGUUGAGCAAACCAUGCUGAUCUUUGGCAUAAGACAACUAAUUAAUCCAAAACAACGGUUGGCUCUCAAAAAUAUUCUCCCAAAGGGAAUUCUAAAGGUUGUCUUUCAGAAGGAGGAGCAAGUUCUCUAAAAAUGCACAGAUACUCCUAAAUCCUAGCUAAACAGUAGGAAUAUUGCAUGUUACAAACAAGAUUUGAAAAAUGAUACAAAGUCAUAUAAGGUGGUGCUUUGGUUCCAGUUGUUGUCUGUGUAAUACAAAAGAUAUAAUAAAUUAUUAAUAAUGAUUGUCCUGAUUUCGGCCAGGACAGGGUUAAUGUUUGCAGUAGCCAGGAGGGGGCAUGGCAAAGACUGAGAGGUUAUUCUAUGCCGCCUUAAGUCAUUUUCCCUCUCUUCAGAGUCUUUGGGGUCCUGCAAGCUGGGGGAGAUCAAGUAUUGGGCUCUGGGGUGAGGAUUUGCAUGUGAAUUGCUCACCUUUCUUGUACACUUUUGUUAUUAAUAUUGUUGCUGUUACAGUGUGUUUUCUUAUUUAAUUGCUAUUUCCAGUAAAUUGUUCUUAUCUCAACCUGUGACCUUUACCUUCUGUGCAUCCAAUUCUCUUCUCCAAGCCCACUGCAAGAGGAAGGGAAGAAGGAGGGUAGAAUAAUUGAGUGGCACUUGGUUUGGAGUGGUGUCUGUCCCAACACUAAAUUGAAGAAUACAAUUCCUAAACCAUGACUAUAUUUUUACACACAGUCCAGGAUUUUUUAAGUAAGCUGAUUCUUGCCAAUGAUGCCAGGCUGUUUUGCAGGAUGUCAGCUACUGUUUCUGCUAUUUUGUUUUUUACAGAACAGACAAAUUUUCAUACUCAGUCUAGAAAAGGAAGUUGAAAAUUUUAUUUGAGGAAGAGAAAAUAUUAACUUGAGCCACUCAGAAAUUAUUUGUGAUCCUCUUAAGGACCCUGUCUGAGGCAGCCCAGAGGGAGAAGUGAUAACAGUUGAUAAAGAAAAAAAGUGGAAAAGAAUAACUGAUCACAGGAAAAACAGUGAUAAAGUCUGACAACCAAGGUUUAACAUGGAAACCAGCAAGAACCAUCAGAAUCACAGAACUUGGCCCAAAGUGCAGCUGUUGUUUGUUAGGUGAAUUUUUCGAGUGUGGAGUGAUGGAAUAGAGUGCCUAGUGCCCUAAAUAUGCUCCCCGGGAUAUAAGACUAGACAUAUAUGUGCCCCAAAUCAGACAUCUUCAGACACGCUGAUAUUUGCUUCACUAUACAGCAAAGCCUUCACCAUAGAGUCGGCCUUUUGGUGGACAGGGGACUGCAUCCCUUUAAUUAGCCAAUGUUGGCAUCCCAGAGCUGAACUGUAAUGUCCCAUCAGUUUUCCAUGUGCAGACGUGUACCCUCAAUGUACUGUACGUGACAUUGGUGUUACAGACUUCCAAAAUCCUUUUGGACCCAAGGGACAAAGGGAAAAAAUACAGUUGACAAUAAAACCAUUAUAUGGGAAGUGAGGCAGUAAAAGUUAAUAAUUAUCCCAACCUGGGCAUGGUUUAAUACAAAAUGGAAAAAAAAAUUACAGUGGAAAAUUGUUUCCUGUAUUUUCUUUUAUUUUACUAUCCAUACUUCCUAUUGAGGUCUCUAAUGUUUUCAGAAUAACACUGUAGUCACACAUUUUCAGUUGUCUUUCUCUGAAUUUAUCCAAUUAAGUAAUUCUAAAUGUAUUUUUGCAGUUAUUCACUCUCACACAUUAAUCUUCAAGAAAGUCUAAGUUAGGUCCCCUGAAAAUGUCUAUUUUUUUUGUGAUUCAUUUUGGUUAUUUCCUCUUUUGCAUGGUUGGAAAAUAUCUGUGCAGCUGUAAUUACUCCCAUAAAAUGUGGAAGACCUGUCCCUUGCACCAUCCCGUGCUCUCACCACUGAUGCUUAGAAUCUUCCUCUGUCAAAUUGAUAAAAGUAGGAAGUUGUGAAAUGCUGUUUGUUUGGCUAUGACCAUCCCAUAAGUACAGCUGUCAUUUUUUAGUUAGAAUGGUAAUGCAAAACCUAAAUGAUGAUAAUUUAAAUGUCAACAAUAUCAAGACCAAAACAUGAAAGAAGAAAGAGAAAUGAUACUAAUUAUACUUUAAGAUUAUAGACUCACAGAUUGGAGAGCAUUUUGAGAGGUAUAGUAAUUUGUCCUUUAUACAGGAUAAAUUAGACUUAAAUCAUUCAUCUUUGCUAUUUUUCUAACUUGUUUUUUAAAACUUCCACUGAUAUAAAUUCCACAACCUUCCCAGAUGAAUUUCACCUUCUGUACAGAUCAAAAGUUGUGCCUAAACUAAAUCUAACUUUCUACAAUUUCGGAGCAAUACUUCUUGUCCUUGCUACACGGACAAGGAAAUCAGCCUUCGUUUGCGAUGUAUCCUAUAUUUCAGAUCUGAAUUUUUUUUGUAUAAAACAAAUUUCUCUAGAUUCUUCUUUUCUUAUACCUUUGCUCAUUUCUGAUGAGUUAGAAAUAUUUCUUCCUGUCAAAACGGGAUUCUUCUCCAACUGUGUAAACCUAAAUAUCUAAAUAUGUCUGUCACACACACACUACUGAAAUGCUGUAUUUAUAGACAAAGUCAUGUGAAUCCUUAAGAGCCACUGGAAAUGUAAGGCCUAAUUUAUCUGCCCACACAUAGGUGCCUAACAUCAUGUGAAGUACCCAGUGUGUCUCAAAGAUCCAGAUGGGACUGUCAGGUGUGACACAACAGUAAUGAAACACCUGUGCUUUCCUGAAAUGGCAUCUGGAGGUCACUGAAUCAAGCCCAGGGUAGCCUGGAGAGCUAUUCAUUUGAUGGUGUGUAUAUACCUACUUUUAGGUGAGCUGAAUAGCCCUCUGGGCUCCAUUGGCUGCAUAUAUUUAAGACUCAGUUCUGUUACCCAAACACGCAGAUGCCAAGGGCCAUUUGAGAUGCCCCAGCAUACCUGAGAUGUGCAGAUGUGACCUCAGGGUAUGACGCAAGGCCUGCAGUGACAUAUUUUUCUGGAGGGGCUGCUGGGGGACAGGAAUGAUACCAUAGGGUAUAUCAAACUGUACUAGACACACAUUAUGAGUAGCUAAGCCAAACAGUACUUUGGCAUUUUUUCAGCAGCAUUUCUGUCUAACUCAUUGAUUUCAAUGUUCUGCAUGUGGUUAUUUAAAUCUACUUUAAAGUGAUAUUUUGCUCUUGUCCCAUUUUGAAUUGCAGUUUAUUUACUUUUUACUAUAUUCUACUCUUGUAAAUCAUUUUGAAUUUUAACCCUGUGCUUCACUGUGCUUCCAUCUGUUCUGAGUUUCGUAUCAUUUGUAAAUUUAAUAAACAUUGCUUCUAUUGCACUGUCCAUAUAAUUAAUGAAAAUAUUAAAUAAUGCCAGUUUCAGAACAGACUUCCGUGGAACACCACUUGACACACCUUUCUUUUUUGACAAUGCACCACAGUACCUACUUUUUCAGUAUGAAUCUCCAGCUAAUUGUACAUGCAACUCACAAUGUUUUGAUCUAGAUGAAUUUUCACUCAUUUUAUAGUGAGAACAGGAUGUGUGGCAGUGUUACAUACAUUACUUACAUUAUGGUAUAUGACAACAAAUCCUUUUUCUCCCUUACUACAAAUUGAAGUUUCUUUGAAAUUACAUAAUUUGUUCUUGACAAAUCUGUGUUGGCUGUUACUUAGCCUCUUGCUCUUUCUGAAUCCUUACCAACAGACAAUUUGUCCCAGAAGUUUUCUGAGUUUGAAAGUAUAAUAAUAGUCCUAUAAUAUUCUGAUAACCUUUGUGUUUGUCCCAUUCAUAAUCUGAAAAUUAACUGUCCUGCACUAAUAUUUUUGUUGCUUCGCCAGAUUGCAAUCUAAGUAUCUCAGGGUAAAUUUCACUAGGUCUAGAUGAAUAAUUUAAAGACUAGUACCACAGAAUCACAGAAUAUACUUGGAAGGGACCUGCAAGGAUCAUCGAGUCCAACCCUUACUCCUGCAUAGGACCAUCCCUGAGUCACACCAUGUGUCUGAGAGUAUCAUCCAAAUGCCUCUUGAACUCUGGCAGGCUUGGUGCUGUGACCACUUCCCUGGGGAGCCUGUUCCAGUGCCCAACCAUCCUCUGGGUGAAGAAUCUUUUUCUAAUAUCCAACCUAAACCUCCCCUGACACACCUGGAGGUCAUUCCCUUGGGUCCUGUCACUGGUCACUAGAGAGAAGAUAUCAGUGUCUUUUCCUCUCAUGAGGAAGUUAUAGACUGUGAUGGGGUCUCCCCUCACUCUCCUCUUCUCUUCUCCAGACUGAACCUCAGCUUCUCCAAGUGACCUCAGCUGCUCCUCAUACAGCUUCCCCUCAAGGCCCUUCACCGUCUUCGUUACCCUCCUUUGGACCCUCUCUAAGAGCUUAAUAUCUUUCUUAUAUUGUGGUGUCCAAAACUACACACAGUAUUCAAUGUGAGGCCACACCAGUGCAGAGCAGAGCAGGACAAUUCCCUCCCUCGACCGGCUGAAGAUGCUUUUCCUGAUGCCCCCCAGGACAUGGUUGGCCCUCCUGGCUGCCAGGGCACUGCUGACUCAUAUUCAACUUGCCAUUGACCAGGACCCCCAGGUCCCUUUUCCAUGGCACUGCUUUCCAGCAUCUCAUUACCCAGUCUGUAUGUACUUCCAGGGUUGUCUCAUCCAGGUGCAGAAUCCAUCACUUUCCAUUCUUGAACUUCACAUGGUUGGUGAUUGCCUAGUCCUCUAAUUUGUCAAGGUCUCUCUGCAGGGCCUCUCUGCCUUCAAGGGAGUCAACAGCUCCUCUGAGUUUUGUCUCAUCUGCAAACUCACUUAGGAUCCCUUCCAGUCCUUUGUCCAAGUCAUUUAUGAAGUUUUUGAAUAGCACAGGGCCCAAGAUGGGGUCCUAUGGAACCCCACUAGUGACACGUCACCAGUUUAUGUUGUCCCAUUCACUAUUACCCUCUGUGCUCAUCCUGUGAGCCAAUUGCUCACCCACCACAUGAUGUGUUUCUCCAGCUGUGUGCUGGACAUUUUGACCAGAAGGAUCCUGGGAGAGACAGUAUUGAAAGCUUUAAUGAAAUCCAAAAGGAAUACAUCAGCUGGCUUACUUUGGUCAACUAGGUGGAUUACUUUGUCAUAAAAGGAAAUCAGAUUUGAUAGGAUAUUACUUUAAUUUCUCAAAUAUUUGAACUUCAUUGGAGUGUUGGUUUUGUUUUUUUUUUUAGAUAAAGCGCUUUUUAAAGACUUUUUUUAUUAGUUUUUGCCAAUGUAGAUACUGUCAUUGCCCAAACAAAAAGGAUUGACUCUAGAAUAAAUCUGAAAGGAUGGUUUAUGAUUUUAUCCCUAAUUAUUUUUGACAGAUGUUAAUAAACUUGAUUAACAGUAUUAAUAUUGCUAACUGUUGAACAAUGUUUGUCUUUAAACAUGAAACAUGGUUCCUUAUAUACUACAAGUGAGGUAUUGGAGGAAAUAUCUCACCUGCUAAAGUAUUCUCUGUAGCAACAUUCUAAAAUAACAAGCUUGUAAAUAGUAAGAAGCACUGCAUGCAUAACACCAAAGUAACGUUAAGGCUAGGCCAGGCUUCCUUUAGUUUUUGUGAACCAAAGAAAAUAAAAGCACAAGAAGAAACUAAGAUAGGAAUGCCAGACUGUAAUAAAAUGGUUUUAUCAGAACAGAGCUGUCUGGUGCAUACCAGAUUCUCCUAAAGAUGAAAUAGAAAUAAAUAAACAACUGUAGAUAACACUACAUCAUUUAAACAGACUGGAAAACAAACUGUUGUAUGGCCUGGAAAGUCUGUUAUACAAACUCGAGACAGAUCAUAAACAAAAACAAGCUUCUGCAAUUUCAAAGGAAAAGCUGAACCAUGAUUAUAUAUGCUUUAGAAUUUCAAUAUGCAGAAAAAAAGAAAUAGCUUAUUAACUCUUGCUGCAUAAAUACCUCAGGAAGCAUCUUUCUAAAAAGAAAUCUUUCUGUCGCAUUUGGAUAUGAAUGAAGAGAAAGGAAAUUGAGACCUUACAGAUAAAUACUGGGUGAUUUGAAAAUGCUGCCUUUCUAAGUGAACCUUGGGAAACAGAUGUCAUUGAGAUAUUUCAUCCUUAAGGAAAGAAUCACCCAUAGGUGAAUUUAGUUCAUAAGUGAAUUAAGUUAUUUGCAUGCUAUGUUGUCAAAAACAAGCUGUUGAAAUUAGUCCAAAACUUCUGGGUAAACAGCAACAGACGGACUGUACAUAACUUACCAUAAAGUGUUGGAAUAAACUGGAAGAGCUUGUUUCCCAUGUUGUGUCACUUCUACCUGUUCUAAUAUUUAAGAAUUUAUGCAGAUAAACUACUCAGUAUGUCUCAAGUUUUUAAUCUCUAGGGGAAAAGAGAAGAAUGAGAUGUGUAAUAUUGUCCUGAAUGGAAUCUGAAAUACAUAUCUGCAUGACAAGGUACAGUGAACUUUUAGAGGAAUUGGAAAACUCACUGGAAAAAUUCACCAAAUAAAUUGUUUCAGUGAAAAAGUACCAAAGAAUUUCUCUUCUUAUAACUAUGUGAUCAUUUGAUUGCUUUACACUAAGUACUUCUGAGAAAACAUUUUUUGGAACUUGAAACUCUAAAAAUUACUUAGAAGUUUCAUUAAAAGACUUUCUAUUGUUUGUAUGGUUCACUUGGUAUUAAAAAGUAGAGACUGUAACCACUGAUCAGAAUAUUUUCAUCUCAGUGUAUUUCUUUAUAACAAUUCUUUCAUUUGAAACAUAAUGGGGGAAAAAGAUAGUAUGGGAAAGUUUUUCUAAUGAGAGCUUCAGUUCCGAAACUUUCCAGUCAUUUGUUGCAAAAUGAUGAGGAAAAAGUAAGAACCAGCUCAUGGAAGUGAGGGAGAGAAACAGAAGGAGGUAAAGCUAAACUGAUCCCUUGUUCUUUAAAAACAUGUAGUUGGGCACAUUUUUGUUUAAAGACAAACAAACAAUCAAUCUAGUUUUUAGUCCAGUAUUAUAUAUUAGAAAUUUUUGUAACAGAGAAUUGUCAUUCUCCAGCUUGCCCUGUUACUGAGAUUAGAAAAUUUAUGCAACUACCAAAACACAGCUCUUGUCCUAUUAUGAACUGUGCUCUAAGAAUGAAUGCUGGUAUGCCAAGAAUAAAGGUUUUCUGAUAAUGCAUUAUUUUUUUUUGCAGCCCACAAGAUUUUGCAGAGAAAGAAGCUUAAAAUAACAGAAUUAUUUGUAUGGUACAAUGCUUAUUAUUGUUUUAUCAUUUUGCUAGGAUAACAUAAACAUUGAUUGUAAAUCAAAAAGCAGAUUACUCAUUAUCUGCGUUUAUACCAUCAGGGGAUUUCAAUACAAAUUAAAAGAAGUUUAGUUUUAA
Molecule: messenger RNA, 8877 nt
Organism: Pseudopipra pipra
Lineage: Eukaryota; Metazoa; Chordata; Aves; Passeriformes; Pipridae
Exons: 6
Coding region: 310-639 (109 amino acids)
Source: RefSeq, a predicted model, not a curated record